AUUUUCGUAAUGAUUGUGCUUGCUAUAUAGUUUUUAUUCCAAUUUAUUAGCAGUUUGACGUAUUUCUUGCUCACCACCUAAGUAAAUCUGUAGUUAGCGUAAUAUGGUAUUUUUAACAAUACAAAGUCAAACAAGUAAAACUUACAAUUUUUCUAGUCGAAAAUAGAUCACAGAUUGAGUUUUCAUGAAAAUAAGUCGAAAAACUCAUUAUAUAUUGUUCACCUUGAUUAUGGUGACGGUGAACAUAGAUGUCAUGAAAUCCAACCAACCCACGGCAAUUGAAAUACGGAAUGACCGCCUCUAGUCAAGCCGUUCAAGGUCGUUGAAACGAAAGGUCGGGCACAUUCGAAAGGAUCUAACGUUUAAACCGUGCCGUGUUGACUGUUAGUUGUUUUAGUUUUAGUCUGAUGUCCUAUAAGCGUGUGCUGUUGUACGGCGGUCGUGGGUGUUUGGGAUCUGUUUGCGUCAAACAUUUUAAAAAUAAAGGUUACUGGGUUUGCUCUGUCGAUUUCCAAGAGAAUUCUGAUGCUGAUGAAAAUAUUGUUAUUGAAGUUUCGGAGAGUAGUUCUACCCAAGAAAGAGUGGUGAAGAAUGGUUUAGAUACGUUUCUAAGCGGUCGAAAAGUUGAUGGAAUAUUCUGUGUUGCAGGUGGAUGGGUCGGUGGGAGUGCUGCUAGCCAUGACUUUUUGGAGAACUGUGAUGCAAUGUGGAAAAAGUGUGUUUGGUCCUCGUCUAUUGCUGCCGCGUUGGCGUCAAAGUAUCUUUUAGCCAGUGGCCUACUAGUCCUUACCGGCGCACAUGCUGCUUUACAAGCCACUCCAACUAUGUUGGGCUAUGGCAUGGCUAAGGCUGCAGUACAUCAGCUUACAAAAAGUUUGGCAGGUCAAAACAGUGGGCUUCCGAAUGGUUCUUGUGUGCUUGCUAUCUCGCCAGCAACUUUAGACACUCCAAUGAACAGAAAGUGGAUGCCUAAUGCCAACCAUUCGUCUUGGACUCCUACAGAAAAAGUCGCAGAAUUAUUUGCUACAUGGUUGGAAGAAGCUAACAGUCGUCCUAAAUCUGGAAGUAUCAUUCAGUUAAUCACACAAAAUGGUAUAACAGAAUGCGUCCCAGUUUAAUUCGAAUAUAAGGAUCUCUUACGUCAAUUUCUAAAAGUCAUAAUUCUAACUACUAAUUCCACCGUUUAAUCUACCAAGUGUUCGAAAAUCCUUAUUUGGUUUCCUUUGCCUCAAUGGAAUUACCUUGCACCAAUACUAAAUACAUUAUUAUUAUUGAUUACGGUUUAACUUUUUCUUGGCUGAACAUGAUUCAUCAAUUUCAUAUUUAAUUAUCAAUGUACAAUCAUCUAUUUCACGAAAAAACAAAGUGAAACUGUUAAAUAGAUUUUAAAUGUAUUUCGGGACAUUUCUGGAGAAAAAUAAUUUUAUUGUAUGGUGUUUCGUUUAUUGCUCAUGUUUACGUACUUAGGCGUGUUAGGACGCCGACCAGGAUUAUCCAACCAAUUUUGCCUUGUCCUCUCCUUUCCAGUUAUUUCUAAUCUUUAUUCAUUCUGUUGAUGCCUGCCUCCAAUUUCCGAUCGAAGAGCUAGGUCAUCUGCGAUGUCCAAAUCGGCU
Schistosoma haematobium is the source of this 1613-nucleotide messenger RNA. RefSeq lists its product as uncharacterized. Gene Ontology annotation, biological process: tetrahydrobiopterin biosynthetic process; L-phenylalanine catabolic process. The record is from RefSeq and is a predicted model, not a curated record. Gene Ontology annotation, molecular function: 6,7-dihydropteridine reductase activity; NADPH binding; NADH binding. The transcript has 6 exons. NCBI's taxonomy places the organism in Eukaryota, Metazoa, Platyhelminthes, Trematoda, Strigeidida, Schistosomatidae. Gene Ontology annotation, cellular component: cytoplasm. The coding region runs from base 408 to 1118 and encodes 236 amino acids.